GGAGGCCAUUUAACGAAGGUGGUGGGUUCAAAAUACAAAACCCACACAUACGCACACGGCACUCGAGUUGGGGUGGAGUGCCGCCACCAAGAGCUGCCGUGGGGUCGUUAGUUGUUGGUGGAAUGAAAAUAAAACAUGCUCGAUCGAUUUUGCCAAGCAAGCGCGAGUUUUAUGCUGCGUCGUCGGGAGCGAGCAUAAUAGGGAGGAGAAGAAGGGAGGAGGUAACCGUACACUUUCUUGCUCUCUCUCUCUCUCGCUCGCUCUCGCUCUACUCUAGCCCUUUUGGAGGCGCGCUUGGCCACGGACGGGGGGGGGAGUAGAUGACGGCUCACUAUUUUUAUGUGGCCGAGAAAGACUGACGCUCUAUCUCCAUCUAUUCCUCGCUUCAAUCUGCUCCCUCGUAGAGCAGUUUUGUUGUGUGGAGAUGGAUCGAAAUUCAAGUACAUCUUCGCUAUCCCCACCGCAACACUGCCACCCGUGUUGGGCGCUUCCCACAAGAACCGCGUGCACCAACACCAACUACUUAAGGGAAAACGCAUUGCAAGCAGUGAAGUGGCUUCUGGUUGUGAAUGUGGAAAGUGUUGGGCUGGCGAGAGAGGACUCUUACAGAGCGUGUCUGGUGGUGGAUGAUGGGGAUUGGACAGGAAGGGAUGCAUCUUUCUUCACUGUGUCUCUACCAUUUUCAAAACAGCACACUUCCGCACGAUCCGAUGUGUUCCAUAUAUGGUGGCCUAUGUUGGGGAAUGAACUAUUAACUAGUUUUUCCUGUACUCUAUGCACACACACACAGACGUGUCCGUGCACAGACGCACACACACACACACCAACCUCAAACACACAUGUGCGCAGGCAGUUGUGGUAUCUGCCUGUGAGCGCUGUGGAACGGAGAGUUCCUUCAACUUUCAAAGUCGCCAGCGUCAGCAAACCUCCGAUGCCGCCGCAAACCAGAGCAAAAUCGGGUGGUGGUUCGUUGUUUUGUUUUUCGUUUUCUUUCGAUUUUCCUUCACUUGUACGCGCGAUGCAUUUUAUGCUAUUUUAUGCGGUGGAAGUUUCAUCGCCGUCGUCUUGUUUGUUUCAUUUAACGCUAACGUUUGCCAAAAACGGUUGGCGUGUGGUGUGGUCAACCCUCUUCGCGAACGGGUUAUGUCUUGAGGUUAUUGUUUUUCGUUUUAAUGCAUUUUGAAUAUUUAACUGUCGUAAACAACAUUUUUGAUGCGGCUUGUGGUUGCCUAAUGGUGAUUUUCCAACAAAAACCUGUAAUGGAGAUCGGUCUCCAUCAGCAGAUCACCAAUGGAUAUAGUGCUUGAUCAGCAGAUAUAUUUCACUUUAAGGCAGGCGUGGACUAAGAAUUUCGAAUUUAGAUAAUGAUUAGUGAAUUUAAUACAAACGAAUCUGAUUGAUAAGUCGCUAGUGUAAGAUGGGUUAAUAAUAUACUAUAGUGACUCAGCUAUUUAAAUUCCUACAUCCAAGAAGCAUUCUACAAAAAUAUGGGUAUGGGUUCUGUUCCGGCAGUUAGCUGGGACCUUAACUCUGCCUGGGCUAAAAAAAAUUGGAUGUGGUCUUUUGGAAGAAGUUUUUCUAGCAAAUUAUAUUGGAAGUUGCUGAGAGGUCUUCAACCAUCAGCUACUCAUUCUCCAUGAUUUAUCACAUGGUCGCUAUAGUCUCAAAGAUGGACGUCGAAUUUUAGCAAACAAUGUCCAUCUGUCCAGAACGUUCUUCACCAUUUAUUGUUUAUUUUCAUUAUUUCAAGCCUAAUUGCUAAGACACUUAACAGUUAUAAGGACAUGUCUGGUUAAUGACGAUUACUGAUACAAUUAUAUUCACGGCACAUACGGAGAAAGGGAUCAAAUGUACCAAAACUGGUUCGGCGAUCCCCUACGUCAAGCAGCGUCCUUGGGCGAAGCGGCCUGGUUGGGACGUAUUAGUUGAGCCCAGAGAGUAGUGUUUGGGGAGUCGAUCCGGAAGUCCAAAAGUCCCGCAACAAAUAGUCUCUGGGCGUUGCAGUUACGCUGGUUCAGCGACUCGAUGCCCAAAAGCGCACAGCGAGUGUCUUAGUCCAUUUGGACCCUCCAGAGGCGCAAUGCGAACCGGGUGAAUUUGCGCUGGACGGAUUCCAAACGGGCUAGGGGCCGAGCAGCAGAUGGCCACCAUACAAUGGAGGCAUACUCUAGCACCGAUCGAACCAAGGAGCAGUAGAGCGUCUUGAUGAAGACCGGAUCCGUGAAGUCGCGAGUAAGUUGCUUAAGCAAGCCUAUCAGCUGGUUGCCCUUGGUGACGACGUGUUCGAGCUGUUCGUGGAAGCUCAGCUUCUCAUCGAGGAGUACUCCUAAAUCCCUAACACAGCUUUUGCGGACAAUAGCAGAACCGUUUAAUGUGUAGUCGUACACCAGAGGACAGCGCUUUUUCGUGAACGUUACGACAACACACAAUUCAAGACCAUUCUCUGAACACCAGGAUUGGAAUGAACAAAGUGUAGCUUGCAGCCGGAGUUGGUCGAAGCGGUCUUGGAUCGACAGGAAUAGCUUCGCAUCGUCAGCAAACAGAUCGACAUUUAGAUAAAUACUCUCACGCUGGAUUCAAGUUCCACAUAGAUGAAGACGUUUAAGUCUCGAUUUUUCCUGUCACAUUUCAGCUAAAAAUUGCAGUGAAUGUAUUCUUGAACUUGGUUGUAAGUUAAAUAUUAUUUUAACAUAACAUUAAAGUAGUAAUUUGUCAUCUUUAAAGAGUUGUUAAUUUUUUUCUCCCAAUUACACCUCGGCGGUAUUGGAAUUGGUGUUAAACUCUUUUUUUUUGUUGUCGUUAGCGGCUGGAUGAGUUUUUCGCACAGAAUGUGCAACUGGACCAGUCCAACAGUAUCCAUCGGGAAAUGCUUGCAUUGUCUAUCAAACUAAGCAAAUACUCACACUUACAUGUGAAUUAAUGCUGGAAUCCACCCCACCACGGUGAGACUAACGAUUGCUCCAGGAAUUGCGUUUAGUUCCUGCUGGAAGGGCAAACCGUACUAAUGUCCGCACUAAACCCAACUCUGCAACUAGCGCUGCUAGUGGUGCUAUCAUCGGCUCUAGCAGUGUCGAGGGCGUUGGACACCGAUCGUGCCAAACCACGACAGCGACGUUUUCUAAUCUUUCCACGUGCCAAUCCACAACGUUUGCAGCUGAUCGGUGGUUUCGGUAUACCAGCGGACAUUCAGCUCGAAUCGAUCACGAUGGGAUACGUGUUUAAGUCGGUGUAUCUGUUACCGUGGAACUCGUCCCACUGGAUACCACCGUUCCUGGAUCGUCACGAGUUUGAGACAGAACGUCAUGCUGUUCGUAGGCGCGAAACCCCGCUAGUGAUAGCGCCUCACAAGCUGUACGAACGUUACGACUCUGAACCUAAGUGGCAGGAGCAGCCUUUGGAGGAAUCUGCCGAGCAAGAAUCCGACGGCACAUCCCGAUCCCGAUGGACUUUCUAUCGCGUGCUAGAACAACUGUUUGACCAGAAAGGUUUGGCUGGUCGGAGUUGUGUUUUGCGUGCUAUAUGUGAAUCUUCCGAGGCUAGCUUUACACAUACGAGUGGAUUGAUAGGGGAACUGUUGCACAUUGCCUUUACACCUUCAUCCACCGGUGAUGUUCACGUGGAACCUCAUCACACACUUUACCGUCAGGCGGAAGCGGUACCAGGGCUGAUGAGUGCCACCAAGAGUGGCAAGUCUGUGUGUGCUGACAUGUAUGCCGAGUGUAAACUAUCGCUGCUGGAUUCUUUUUCGAACGUUUUCGGUGGAAUAAUGAAUGGUGUGUGACGAAUAUUGUUUAUGCUCCAAUAAAAAUAUAUCUUUAGUAGCUCCUUUAUCCUUUUCAAUUUAUUUUUACCAGUAUCGAAUGCCAAACUCAGCUAGACUUUGUUAUCUUGGUCUUGAUAUUCUGUUAAAGUCCCUGAUGUUGUGCUGUUGGCUUCCUCUCCAAUAUUUCGAUCUUUCUGGUGGACGCAUCUACGCAAUUGAAGCAUAAUACACCUCCUCUGUCCAAGUGCUAGUCGUUCCAAAUAGCUCUAGCCAUGGGCAGCUCAGAAUUUGCUCGAUCCUUUGAAGAUAUUUUGUAGAAGAGCUUUAAACCAAUCUUGUCUUCUACGUCAUCAGCGUAAACCUGGAUUUACUUACAGAAGAUGGUGUCCAAAGACUUCACCUUGGAUGAACCUCUUUAGUGUCUGGUUAAAGCGGAUAAAGUUUAUCUUUCGCUGAUAUCAAGUGCGGCCUGAGAGUUUUCCAUCUACCUUCACCUGACGUGUAAAGUUGGUAUAGCAAACUUGCUCAGCUUUACCAGGAUAUCAAGAGAACUUAUAUGGACCUAGCUUAUUCUUCUUCCUUGGUACUACAACCUCGAGAGGUCUCGG
This is a messenger RNA of Anopheles stephensi (Asian malaria mosquito), 4371 nucleotides long. RefSeq lists its product as uncharacterized. The record is from RefSeq and is a predicted model, not a curated record. The coding region runs from base 3005 to 3781 and encodes 258 amino acids. Lineage: Eukaryota; Metazoa; Arthropoda; Insecta; Diptera; Culicidae. The transcript has a single exon.